This is a messenger RNA of Rhopalosiphum maidis (corn leaf aphid), 465 nucleotides long. RefSeq names its product protein ALP1-like. Lineage: Eukaryota; Metazoa; Arthropoda; Insecta; Hemiptera; Aphididae. The coding region runs from base 1 to 465 and encodes 154 amino acids. The transcript has a single exon. The record is from RefSeq and is a predicted model, not a curated record.
AUGUAUUUCAACUAUAAGGGCUAUUAUUCUGUCGUAUUGCAAGGAAUAUCUGAUGCAAAUUACAAAUUCAUUGCUAUUGAAGUCAGGGCUUACGGUAAACAGAGUGAUGCGGGAACAUUUUCAGAUUUAAAUGUUUAUCAACGGCUUGAAGCAAACACUUUAAACAUACCAGAGAAUGAAAAUAUUCCAUUAACUAAUAUUUCAGCACCUUUUGUUUUGUUGGGUGAUGAUGCCUAUCCUUUAAAAACAAAUUUGUUGAAACCAUAUUCAAGAAAAAGACUCACUAUUGAAGAACGUAUUUUCAAUUAUCGAUUAUCAAGAGCUAGGCGAUGCGUAGAAUGUGCCUUCGGUAUACUAGUAGCCAAGUGGAGAUGUUUAAAAACUGAGCUACAAAUCGAUCCUAAUAAAAUAGACAUUGUAGUUAAAUGUGUUUGUCUUUUGCAUAAUAUAAUCAUUGAUAAGUAA